Etheostoma cragini (Arkansas darter) is the source of this 903-nucleotide messenger RNA. Its product is annotated as phospholipase A and acyltransferase 1-like. Lineage: Eukaryota; Metazoa; Chordata; Actinopteri; Perciformes; Percidae. Gene Ontology annotation, molecular function: A2-type glycerophospholipase activity; glycerophospholipid phospholipase A1 activity. The record is from RefSeq and is a predicted model, not a curated record. Gene Ontology annotation, cellular component: cytoplasm. Gene Ontology annotation, biological process: N-acylphosphatidylethanolamine metabolic process. The coding region runs from base 215 to 817 and encodes 200 amino acids. The transcript has 6 exons.
UUAAAUGUUCAUGGCAACAGCCAUGGCAGAUUGGCACAUGGGCUGAACAAAGAUACAACAUUAUCAGAUAUGCUGUUCUGUAUAUAAGGGGACGCCUUCCUCUGCCCCAACAAGCUUCCUCGAUCUCAUUGAAGAAGUUUCAGGGUGUCAAGAAGCUUGAUUCUACUGCUUACUUCAUCUCCUCAACACAUCAGUGCCGUUCACUGCUGGAAAAAUGAAGAAUCUCAUCUUGGUGGCUUUGAUCCUUGUGAUCACAGUCGACAUAAAUGGAUACCAGUUUGGAGAUAUCAUUUCUUUCAAACCUAGUUGUCUCGGUAACUUCAUCUACCAGCACUUUGCUAUUUAUGUGGGUGACGAAGUCCUUCCCGGUAAAGCCAAAGGGCAGAACAUAUAUGAACGCCAGAGAGCGAUUAAAUCCUGUGUUUUCUCUACACUGAACACGGAUCAGGACCCUCAGGUGACCAAUUACCUCGAUGGAUACACGGACAAUAAUGGAAAGGUGUACACGGCAGGAACUAAGGAAGAAAUAAUUGAGCGCAUUAAACAAACAAAAAACAUGUGUUGGCCGUAUGAAGUCCUGGGCAACAACUGUGAACACCAUGCUACCUACGUGCGUUAUGGAGUGAAGAUAGCACUGCAGUUCAACAUGACUGGUGAAAACCUCUGCUUCAACAACCCAUUCAGAAUCAAGACCAAAGAUAUGGUGAAGUACGUAAGGGAAAAUGCAGAGUGCCACAACAAUGUUGCCGGGUUACAAGUAUUCCCUCAAUUAACCCUCUCAGCGGGUCUUGCUCUCCUCUGCUUUGUCCUGAUGUGAUCGUCAGGGGCGCUUACAGGAUGUGGGGUGACACAGUCCUUAAUGUAGGAAAGGAUCUAACAGCACGAGGAGCUGCAGUUUCUACU